Molecule: messenger RNA, 524 nt
Organism: Priapulus caudatus
Lineage: Eukaryota; Metazoa; Priapulida; Priapulimorpha; Priapulimorphida; Priapulidae
Product: sucrase-isomaltase, intestinal-like
Exons: 4
Coding region: 30-524 (164 amino acids)
Biological process (GO): carbohydrate metabolic process
Molecular function (GO): alpha-1,4-glucosidase activity
Source: RefSeq, a predicted model, not a curated record
AGGACAUUCAAUAUGCGGACAUCGACCACAUGGAUGAGCGUGUUGACUUCACUAUCGACCCCGUCAACUUUGCCGGACUGCCUGAAUACGUGGACCAGCUGAAGAGAGAGGGCGUACACUUCACCAUCAUCCUCGAUCCUGCUUUGAUAACUAACGUGUCAGGCUAUGAGCCCUACCAGCGAGGCACGGAGCAGGACGUGUGGAUCAAGUGGCCGACGGGCACCAGCCCCGACGAGGAGGAAACCGGCAACGACUAUAUGCUAGGCUACGUCUGGCCGCGAGGAAAAGUUGUCUUCCCAGACUUCCUCAAAGCGAGCACGCAGCAGUGGUGGCAGGACGAGAUCGUCAAAUACUACAAGGAGACGCUUAAGUUUGACGCCCUGUGGAUAAAACUUCACAAAAAGAAAGUUUUGCAAAGUUUCUUCAAGUUUCAUAAUGUGGACAGGCACCACAAACUUUUCCAAACUUUGGCAAACUCGGAGUUUGCUAAAGUUUGCAAACAAAAGUUUGGUGAAGUUUGCUAG